Messenger RNA from Lodderomyces theae, 1287 nucleotides. It is a transcript of the gene DHH1, whose product is annotated as DExD/H-box ATP-dependent RNA helicase. Gene Ontology annotation, molecular function: ATP binding; RNA helicase activity; mRNA binding. The coding region runs from base 1 to 1287 and encodes 428 amino acids. The record is from RefSeq and is a predicted model, not a curated record. Lineage: Eukaryota; Fungi; Ascomycota; Pichiomycetes; Serinales; Debaryomycetaceae. The transcript has a single exon. Gene Ontology annotation, biological process: cytoplasmic stress granule assembly; P-body assembly. Gene Ontology annotation, cellular component: cytoplasmic stress granule; P-body.
AUGACUGAGGUUAACAACGAUUGGAAACAGAACCUUAACCUUCCCCAAAAGGACACAAGACCACAAACAGAUGAUGUCCUCAACACCAAAGGAAAAACAUUUGAAGACUUCAACUUGAAGAGAGAGUUGUUGAUGGGGAUUUUUGAGGCUGGGUUUGAAAAGCCAUCGCCAAUUCAAGAAGAAUCAAUCCCCAUGGCUUUAGCUGGUAGAGAUAUUCUCGCUAGAGCCAAGAAUGGUACUGGAAAAACCGCCUCCUUCAUCAUCCCCUGCUUACAGUUGUGUAAGCCCAAAUUAAACAAAAUACAAGCUUUGAUAUUAGUACCUACUCGAGAAUUGGCGUUGCAAACGUCGCAGGUUGUGAGAACGUUGGGUAAACAUUUAGGUGUUCAGUGUAUGGUUACCACGGGUGGUACUUCAUUACGAGAUGAUAUUGUUAGAUUAAAUGAUCCUGUUCACAUAUUGGUUGGUACGCCUGGUAGAGUUUUAGAUUUGGCGUCGAGGAAACUUGCCGAUUUGUCCGAAUGUCCACUUUUCGUCAUGGAUGAGGCCGAUAAGAUGUUGUCGAGGGAGUUUAAGAAUAUAAUAGAACAAAUCUUGGAAUUCUUCCCACCCCAUAGACAAGCGUUGUUGUUUUCGGCUACUUUCCCCAUCGCGGUGAAACACUUUAUGGAUCAACAUUUGAACAGGCCCUAUGAAAUUAAUCUUAUGGAUGAGUUGACUUUGAAGGGUAUAUCCCAGUUUUAUGCGUUUGUGGAGGAGAAGCAAAAAUUGCAUUGUUUAAACACGUUGUUUUCCAAGUUGCAAAUCAACCAGUCCAUCAUUUUCUGCAAUUCAACUAAUCGAGUCGAAUUAUUGGCAAAGAAAAUCACCGAGUUGGGUUAUUCGUGUUAUUAUUCUCAUGCGAAAAUGCCUCAACAAGCUAGAAACAAAGUUUUCCAUGAGUUUAGACAAGGUAAAGUGCGUAAUUUAGUUUGUUCGGAUUUGUUGACUAGAGGUAUUGAUAUCCAAGCAGUCAAUGUUGUUAUCAAUUUUGAUUUUCCCAAAACUGCCGAAACGUAUUUACACAGAAUUGGUCGUUCGGGAAGAUUUGGACAUUUGGGUUUGGCCAUCAACUUGAUGAGUUGGAAUGAUAGGUACUCCUUGUACAAGAUUGAACAAGAGUUGGGAACUGAAAUCAAACCAAUUCCAGCGACAAUUGAUAAAUCGUUGUAUGUUGCAGAGAACGAAGAUGCUGUUCCCAAGCCAUUCAAGAAUGAUGAUUUGGCAAGGGUGAAGAAUUCAAACUAG